This is a messenger RNA of Trematomus bernacchii (emerald rockcod), 749 nucleotides long. RefSeq lists its product as uncharacterized. Lineage: Eukaryota; Metazoa; Chordata; Actinopteri; Perciformes; Nototheniidae. The record is from RefSeq and is a predicted model, not a curated record. The transcript is spliced from 3 exons. The coding region runs from base 185 to 646 and encodes 153 amino acids.
AUUUCACCCGGAGAAGAAGAAACACUGAGAGAAGCAGAAGUGGAAUCUGUGCGACCUGAAUAACAGUCCGUCAGCUGAGGGAAACAUUGAACAACAUUUACUGACACUAAACUUCCUAAAGCACAGACUGCGAAUAUAUCUUAGUGGAAGAUUCAUGUGAGGUGCGUUUGAUUUAUACGUGAGAAUGGCGCAGCAGGUGUGGUGCUUGUCGUUUCGGCAGCCCUACGCCGGCCUGGUUCUGGACGGGCUGAAGACGGUGGAGAGUCGCUGGCGGCCGGUUUUGGCGCCGCUGGAGAACCAGACUCUGGGGAUCCACAUCGCCCAGAGGGACUGGGAGGGGGGCGAGUGGAGACAGGCGCUGAGCGGACUGAUGAACCGGGGUCAGAUCCAAGAGCUGCUGGAGGGAGGAGAGAGGUUCGGCCGCGGGGUGGUGGCAGGUCUGGUGGAUGUGGGCGGGACCUGGCAGUGCCCCUCCUCCCUGCAGGGGGCGGAGCUACAGGAGCUGGAGCAGGCAGCACUUCUGAUUGGUCUGCAGCAGAAGCACCUGACCCGGCUGUCCAAUCCACGCUGGCUUAAGGCCCCACUGAGCACUCGGGGGGGUCGUGACCUCUGGACCGUGGAGAUCCCCCCCGAGCUGUUACCAUGACAACACCACAACGCUUCACUCCCAUUGGAGGAUUAACUACCUCCUGUUUUGUACCUAAGGAUGAUCUGUUUUUAAACAAAAUAAAGUUAUUUUCUGUCAUGAA